Messenger RNA from Fonsecaea multimorphosa CBS 102226, 1419 nucleotides. RefSeq lists its product as uncharacterized. The record is from RefSeq and is a predicted model, not a curated record. NCBI's taxonomy places the organism in Eukaryota, Fungi, Ascomycota, Eurotiomycetes, Chaetothyriales, Herpotrichiellaceae. Bases 1 to 1419 code for a protein of 472 amino acids. The transcript has 2 exons.
AUGGCCUCCCCAACUAGAUCCGACUUUCCCAAGUUUCUGGAUGGCGACGUCCUCAUCAUCAUCUCACCAUCUCAAGUCUACAAACUUCACUCGCAAGUCCUGACAACCCACUCAACUGUCUUCGCCGAGCAAAUUGCCGCGCAGCCGGCCCCUCGCCUGAAUGCACAGGCUCGCCGGGACAACGCGGCUGCGUACCGUUUUGAAUUCAAGCGGUCGUCAGAUGAAGAUCAAUCAGGGGAGUUCAUCCGGAUGGAAAUCAAUGAGGCUGGGCGGGUUGUAGGCCCUAGCAGGAAUGUUGUGAUGCCAGACCUGGAAAACGGAAAGGGGCCAGACUACAGCAACCGGGCAUGGGAUUGGCUCUUUGGAGUCUUUUACAAUCGUGAGCCUGUCUUCGAUGACAGCAAUCUCGCCACUGUCCUCUCCUGCGUCCUUUCUCUGGUUGAGUGUGCUGAAUCCAUCGGCGCCGUCGAACAUGUCCGCGAUGUGGUUGAUCUCGCUUUGAUGCGUCAAGACGAUGUCCUUUGGACUUCUAUUUUGGAGAAUCCCCACGUUUGGAUUGAGCUUGGUCGCCGCGUUCGAUCACCUGCCAUCUACCGUGAAGCAGCCAUCCAUUUGAUCGGCCAGUGGGGCACGAUCCCCGAUGAAGAGAAGGACAGAGUCAGUCAAGAUAUCCGUGAGAUCUUGGAACGCAAGGCAACUGAACUCUCGCUCAAGAAAGAAGCGCUUGAACUUCGCAUACUGGGUCAUUACCCGGAGUUCAUACGCCGCAUUGCCGCAGACAAGCCUGGACGUCCCUCAUAUUCUGGUGACAUCUAUAUGUGGAUGGCUGUUGGCUUUUUCCGGCAGUGGGUAGCACAGAAUAUCUCCGACGAUCGUACGCGCCGCGCUCCGGACGGCGGCUUGAAUUUCUACAUGUCGCUACACGCAGGAGGUCACGCUUAUCUCAACCAUAUGGACUUCCAAGAGUUUCACAAAUACUUCCCUAUGAGCAUCAAAGCCUGCCAUGUGCUUGAGGCGAACAUGGGUCUUCUCAAGGAAGACAUCAAGGCCUUCGUGGAGGAUAUCAUGAAACAACACACUCACUUGAAGAGAGAGCAACACGAGAUCCACUGGUUGACAUGUGCAACAAUCGAAAAGGAAGACAUGCCCUGGCACAUUCCAGAUACGAACACAAAACCGAACGAUGCAUUGCAAAGCAUGUACGAUGACAUUGAAGAUGAACAGGCUCUGAUGCAAGUUCGGGCCACUCUCGAAGGUGGUGGUAAACGCAGUGGACACGACGACAGUCACACUCACGCCCGACCAAAGAAACGUGCCAAGAUCCACGAACUAGACAGCGCCAGCGAGUCUGACGACGAUGGAGGAUCCUCCAACGACAUGUUCGUCAGAGAAGAUGGAUCUGAUCCGAUGGAGGAGUGA